Molecule: messenger RNA, 2510 nt
Organism: Phyllostomus hastatus (greater spear-nosed bat)
Lineage: Eukaryota; Metazoa; Chordata; Mammalia; Chiroptera; Phyllostomidae
Gene: CHODL
Product: chondrolectin
Exons: 6
Coding region: 402-1223 (273 amino acids)
Biological process (GO): positive regulation of axonogenesis
Cellular component (GO): cytoplasm
Source: RefSeq, a predicted model, not a curated record
UCCUGAGAUCCGAGAUCUAGCCUCGCGGACUCAGCCCCUCACUCACUAAAGGCCGGGAGAGGAUCAAAGCGGGCUGGUGGGGUCUAAUCGGAGCUUCGGCUGCAAACCUGAGACCCACAGAAGACCCCCUAACUUCUGUUCCUCCUCCCUGAACGCGCACCGCCGGGGUCGUGCGCUCUAGCGGAGCAAACCCUCGCGCGACGCCAGCGCGCCCCGCUCCAAGUCCGGCCAAAGGCGAUGCGUGCAGGGGACCGGGUGGCUUGGCUCCGGCAGCUGGAGUAGGGCCGGCAGGGAGGCAGGGAGGCUCGGGGGUUAGAGCCUUGGCUGUGUAGCGGGCAAAGGCCGUCUUUGCUCCGGGCCACACCUGCUGCUGUUGCUGCCGCCGCCGCCGCCUUGCCGCGAUGAGCCGCGUGGUCUCGCUGCUGUUGGGAGCCGCUCUGCUUUGCUGUCACGGAGCCUUUUGCCGACGGGUGGUCAGCGGCCAAAAGGUGUGUUUUGCUGACUACAAGCACCCGUGCUACAAAAUGGCCUAUUUCCAUGAACUGUCCAGCCGCGUGAGCUUCCAGGAGGCACGACUGGCGUGUGAGAGUGAGGGGGGAGUCCUGCUCAGCCUUGAAAACGAAGCAGAACAGAAGUUAAUAGAAAGCAUGUUGCAAAACCUGACAAAACCAGGCACAGGUAUUUCUGAUGGUGAUUUCUGGAUAGGCCUUUGGAGAAAUGGAGACGGGCAAGCAUCCGGUACCUGCCCAGAUCUCUACCGGUGGUCUGACGGAAGCAGCUCCCAGUACCGAAACUGGUAUACUGAUGAACCUUCCUGUGGAAGUGAAAAGUGCGUCGUGAUGUAUCAUCAACCCACCGCCAAUCCUGGCCUUGGAGGCCCCUACCUUUACCAGUGGAAUGACGACAGGUGCAACAUGAAGCACAAUUACAUCUGCAAGUAUGAACCAGAGAUUAGUCCAACAGCUCCUGGAGAAAAGACGUAUUUUACAAACCAACCAGGAGACGCCCAUCAAAAUGUGGUUGUUACUGAAGCAGGCAUAAUUCCCAACUUAAUUUAUGUCGUUAUACCAACAAUCCCACUGCUCUUACUGAUACUGGUUGCUUUUGGUACUUGCUGUUUCCAGAUGCUGCAUAAAAGUAAAGGAAGAACAAAAACUAGCCCAAACCAGUCUACACUGUGGAUUUCAAAAAGCACGAGAAAAGAAAGUGGCAUGGAAGUAUAAAAGUUUAUUGACUUGUUUCCAGAAAAGGAAACAGAGUUUUGUAAUUCUGGAUCUGUAUAAAGAAUGGCAUCAGAACCUUAGCUUGGAAUGGCUUGAAAUCUCAGAGGAUCUGCAAGAUGAACUGUAAGCUCCCCCUUGAGGCAAAUAUUAAAAUGAGUUUUCUAUGUUCAUUUCAUUUACAAAUUAUGCUAUGCUGAUAAUGGAGUGAGACACGCUUAUUUUGCUCAAUGAUGCACCCAAACUUCAAGUACACGGAAUGGACCAUGCAGACAAACUUGCUAUCCACACCUCGGAAGUAUGUGUGUUGGAAGCAGUUGUUUUCAUUUCUUUCACCUUUCAUAGGUUGUAAUCUAGUUAAUGUAAUGUAAAUUGUAUUGAAAUUUACAGUGUGCAAAAAAAUUUUACCUUUACGUGUUUGAUAACAAUGAACUGUUCUGAUAUUUAUUUUUAUGGUCUUUCAUGUUUCAAUACAUGCUGUGUUGAUUAAAGGAAUUUAUCACUGUGGUCAAAUGAAUUCACACACACAUAAAUACAUUACCAUAGGAAAAAGUUUCCUGUCUAGAAAUGGAUCACCUUUCACUUCUCUGCUUUGGAUCAGACAAUGUGUAGGAAAUCGCUUCAGAAAUAAGAAACUAUUUCAGUAACUAUGGUAUGAAUCCACUCAAAUAUUUUACUUAGAGGCAAGAACUGUCUAAUUUCAAUUGUGUGAGACACGUGCCUUACAAUUAUUUUUAGUUUAAAAUUCAACAGAUUUUGUAAUGACUUUGUUAAUCACUGUAUAAACAAUAUACUCAAUCUAGAACAAAAGAGGUGGCAUACACAGUAUAAUCAUAUGUCUUCUUUACCUGUUGCCUAUGUAACCACAAGUACCUUUCUGAAGUUUCUGGAAUCAGUUUGGUCUCUCCCUCGACCACAAUACAAAGGAGUUGUUAGGGGUUUGGGGCUGAAACUGGAAGCAGAUAGCUGCGUUCUUUGUCCAAGGUUUUUUUUUUUUUUUUAUUCUAGCUCUGUUUAACCUCUAUCAGCAUAUAAAAGGGUUUUACUGUUGGGGCCAGGUGAGUGGUCCUGUUGGUGGGGAGGUAAGCACAGCACACUAACCUUUUAGCAAGGAGAGAAGCUAAAAGUUAGGGUGAAAAAUGGCUGGAGGGUAUCACUGACCAUGCAUCCAUCACUGAGGGUGUGGCUGGGAGAGAAACCUGGGCUCCUCCGUCGUAUCUCCCGGUUUCUUCAAUGCCCGCGGCGCCUUCUUCUCAAGACAGAGUGGGAACUGUCUGGUCCUCACAUGUC